Drosophila gunungcola (fruit fly) is the source of this 2678-nucleotide messenger RNA. RefSeq names its product condensin complex subunit 2 (gene barr). Gene Ontology annotation, biological process: mitotic chromosome condensation. NCBI's taxonomy places the organism in Eukaryota, Metazoa, Arthropoda, Insecta, Diptera, Drosophilidae. Bases 253 to 2448 code for a protein of 731 amino acids. Gene Ontology annotation, cellular component: condensin complex. The transcript is spliced from 3 exons. The record is from RefSeq and is a predicted model, not a curated record. Gene Ontology annotation, molecular function: chromatin binding.
AAAUUGCGGCGUCGUUUGAAAGAAACUGUAAACUAGUACUAAUACCAGCGCAGAAUAAGAAAUAGAAAAAUACAAUCAACAAAUCACAAACAAACUUUGGCCGCAAACUGUCAAAUUGGGAACUAAAGCUGCCUGCCUGCCAUAGAAAACCCAGUGCCUUUUUGUGUCGACCAAUUCAGUUGCCCAGAAAAUCCCGUGUCCGGCAAUCUUAAUUUCGCCUGGCUAGCAGUUCCGGAAUUUUGUUUAUAGAAGAUGACCCUUCCGCGUUUGGAUACUCCGCUCCGUCGUUCCGCGGUGGGCAGUUACCACGAAGGCAUGUCCCGUAUGAUGACCCCACAGAACGACGAUGAGGCGGAAAGGCGGGAAGCCCGCCGACGCACGCUCCUCCAGCAGCAUCGCCAAAGCACUCUGGAGUCCAUCGAGGACAACGAGACCAUCCGCAAUUGCCUGGAGAUCUACAAUGGCAACAAGCUAAGUAAGGACAACGCCUGGAGCCUUACGCUCAUCGAUUCGCUGGCCAAUUUGCUGGACCACCAUCACAAGCGGAUGAGCAACUUCAAGAUAGCGGGCUCUUCGCUGGAGGCCUCUUCCAAGGUAUACGGACUGCGUGUGGACUCCAUCUACCUGGAUGCCAUGCGCAUUUCAGCUGGAUUAAGUGCCCGCACUCUCACGGAUAAGCAAAUAAACGCAGCCGAGGAUGACGAUGGCCCCCAGGGUGAACAGGCGGCUGGCGGUGGACAAGAUGCAGGGGAGCUGGCCCAAAAUCAAGCACCUACCAAGCCGAAGAGGCAGAAGAAAAAUGUGUCCACCGUGACCAAGAAUAAGGACACACUAAAUAGCCGUCUGGAUACGGCGCCGUUGCAGGAUCCUGUCUUUGGCAAACUAAACUCUACAGUUGGCUCCAUCAACGCAUCAAAUCGCCUGAUGCACAAUAUUCUACCCAGUUUGGACUCGGAGCUGCGUCUGCGCACCACAUACAGAUUCUGGGACAGCGAAGCGUGCGCUGAGGAGAUCCAGGAUCACACAACGCUCAAUGCAGACAAGGAACAGUGGCCAGCUGAGUCGCUUGUUAGCUGCGCCUGGCUCCGCAAACUUCUGCCUCAGGCUGAAAGAUUGAAUCUGCGUCCGCUGCACACGGGCUACAUCAUCACAAGUGCCCCUAAUCCCAAGGCGUCCAGCGACAAGCCCACCGAGUCCACGCAGGAUGAUGACGAGGGACUGGACAACGCCGACGAUAUGUGCGUGAAUGAGAUCUCCAUGGCCUUCGACAUCAAUGCCGAGUGUGAGCCCAUGCCGGACUUGGAUGGACCACCGCCGCUGGUCCUGGAGGUGGACUCCAAUGAGCUGGAAGAGCUCACCACCGAGGAGCAAACGGUGAUCAAUAAUUGUCGCCGACUGCGCAAGCAAACGGAGUUCAUCAAUGAUUUGCGACCGAUAGAUGGCAGCUCCAAGCUGGAGUACUCAUACAGGCCAAUGGAGCAGAUCUCCCAGUUCUGGGCCGGACCCUCGCACUGGAAGUUCAAGCGCACCCGGCCGCGGAGCACAUUUUCGCAGACCAAUGGCCAGGCGGAUACCCAGCCCGUUCGCAAUCCGCGGUCCAAGAAGUCGACGCAUCUGAACGCCAAUCGGAGGGCCAAGGCAGUAGCAUACGGCAAAGUGACGGAGAACGCCUUUCAACCGCUGGACACCACAAUUAGGCAGCGCCGUGUGAACUUUCAAAAGAAGUGGGACUCCCGCAAACUGGUUCUGCCCACGAAGUUCAAUUUGGAUCCGGACUAUUUCUUCAAAUACGAGUCGGCGCCCAGCAUAAAAUUGUCGCAGCGUGCGGGACAGCCUGAUUCGGAUGAGGGCGGAGAUCUUGGCAUCGACAUGGGAGCUGACAUCCAUCACGAUGAGGACAACGAUCAGGAUCUAUUCAAUAACGAGCAUUUCACCGAUGCCGUCCCCGCCAGCGUGAGCGUUAUUGCGGCGAUCGCCGCCGAGCAAGGGGCCGAGGGCAUGAUGGAUGUGGACGCGGGCGAGAUCGGUCUCACCCAGAUGAAUGCCACCUGCAAUAACACAGUCUUCGAGAUUGGUACAGAGUUCGAGGGUGCGCCUUCGCAGGUUACCAAAGUGAUUGUUCCAUUCGCAAAGCGUGCCAAGGUGAUAGACAUGAAGAAUCUGAAAAAGUCCUGCAAUUCCCUAAUACAAAAACAACUGCUAACCGAUGUCAACGAGGAGACGAUACCCGCGCAUCCAACGAAAAAGGACGAACAUUAUGCAAAGGGUGUGGCAAGUUUCCACGAGGUGUACAAUAAGCUACCCAACCUGUUAACUACCAAAAUGUCCGAUUCGCUGUCCCCGUCGGUGGCGUUCUAUGCAGUUCUGCAUUUGGCCAACGACCAGAAACUGCGCCUUAUUCAACAAGAAGACUUAGAUGACUUUCACAUCCGGCAAAUUUUGGAAUAACUUCAUGUUAUAAUCAUGCAAUUUAUCGUUUAAGUUGCCUUUUAUCAUUGUUGAGUCACCACUAUCACACGGCUAUCUCCCAAUCUCUUAACUUUUAUUGUAACUCAGUAGGUGUAACUCUUAUCAGUAUUCCCAAAGAAAUACCCACUUCCCAGUCGAAUCGAAUUUUUAUAAUUUAACAAAACAAGGUUCUGGUGAACUAUGAUUAAUAAAAAACAUAACGCAGCAUC